Branchiostoma belcheri (Belcher's lancelet) is the source of this 1397-nucleotide messenger RNA. RefSeq names its product prostaglandin E2 receptor EP4 subtype-like. Gene Ontology annotation, molecular function: G protein-coupled receptor activity. The record is from RefSeq and is a predicted model, not a curated record. Bases 3 to 1106 code for a protein of 367 amino acids. Gene Ontology annotation, cellular component: plasma membrane. Gene Ontology annotation, biological process: inflammatory response; positive regulation of cytosolic calcium ion concentration; adenylate cyclase-activating G protein-coupled receptor signaling pathway. NCBI's taxonomy places the organism in Eukaryota, Metazoa, Chordata, Leptocardii, Amphioxiformes, Branchiostomatidae. The transcript is spliced from 4 exons.
UUAUGGCAACCACCACGGCUGGAUGGGGGGAUUCUUCCUCUGAAGAAAACUCAGGAGACGGAAACAACAUGUUGUGGACGACAGACACCACAGUAAACGUUUCAGACGUUUUCCCGUUAGGGGUGGACAGGGAAGAACUUGGAGAGAUUGUGUGGUGGCUAGCCUCGACCACAAUAAUCAUAGUCGCUGUCGUCGGCUUGUUUGGGAACUCUCUCAUCAUCGUCGUCAGCCGAGAGAUCUACCGACAAAGGCCGACGAUGCCGAACCUCCUGCUGAUCUACCUCUCCUGGACAGACGUUCUGAACUGCUCUCUUGGUGUGACGCCGCUGGCGUUGUCCUACUACUUCAACAUCUACGUUAACCAAGCCAUGUGUGACUUCAACGCCACGGUGUUGCUAGCGCUUAGCGUGGCGUCCCAAAUGAUCGUGGCCCUCAUGUCAGUGGACAGAUACUGGGCCUUGCUUCACCCCUUCUCCUACAACCGUCAUUUCGGUUACGACAAGUCGAAAAUCUACCCCGCUUUAGUUUUUAUCUUUCUCUACACGAUGGUUGUUUCGUUCCUGCCCCUGUUCGGCUUGGUUAAGAACGUGCCCCAGUACCCUAACUCGUACUGUAUGUUCGACUGGACGGAUGACAGUCCCACCGGCAGGGCGGUUGUGUACAUCAACGUUGUCAACAUGUUUCUGUGCCUCUUCAUCAUAGUGGUGGUGAACGCCUUUGUCGCUGCGUACAUGUUCCGGUUGAGACGGGUCCGGCCUCGACUUCCCAGCCGGGACUCAGAGGUGGCAGGCGUGCAGGAAUGCAGGUUAGAGCUACAAAUGGCCAGGUUGACGCUUGUGGUGGCCGUGGCAUUCUUCUGUUCCUGGUUCCUCUUUGCUACACGUAUUCUGGCCAAUCAGAUCGGAGGGUGGCCGGACAAGGAUCUGGACUAUCUUGGCGCCAGACUGAUGACGUUUAACAGCGUCAUCAACCCCGUUCUCUACAUCAUCAUGAGGAAGCCCUGCCGCAAAGGAUGCUGGAUGAUCAUCAAGUCCGGGGUACAUUACGUCACGUUCAAAAUGGUGGCCGCUCCUACUAUGACGUUGGCUGAAACUGUCGCGGCUUGAUAGUUUGACAUUGCGUACAAAUCACCAAAUUUGAUAAAGAUUUUUUUUAAUCUAGACAAUGUGGCGACUUGCUACGACGCGAAAACGUUGUAGUUUUGACAUCUUCGACGGCUAAAGAGAGGAAGCGUUAGGAGUGGGUAACAGAGCCAAUAAAAAAAUUUGGUAAGAAGACAAUGAACUAGGGAAAAAAUAAAGAAGAAAGUUGGCAGAAAAUACAACAUAACAAAUUGCUCAGGUAGCAUUGGUUACAUUGGUUACAGAGCAAUUCAGCAUAUUUGUAGUCUACCUCUU